UUCAAGAACCAACAAAAACCACCCAAAAACGCAGAAACAAUUUCCAACAAUCAAGAAGAAAUCUCUCUCCAGGAAUCUAGAAAGGCACCCUUUCAUAAUCUGAUCAAGACCCAGAAAAUUUUCACAAUCAAUCGAAGAAAAUCAGCUCAAAACUCAAUCAGCUCAAAACUCAUGGAUUCAACGCCUCCAUAUCACCACAGCCGAUCCGAGCCCAAGUCCAGGACCAAAUCGGCCUCACGCUUGUCCCAAACCGAAGAGCUUCCCUACCUCUCAAUCGGUCUCACCACAUCGCCGAAAAGGACUCCGACGCCGUCCGCUUUGUCUCUCAAAUCUCCCGCUUCCCUCCCUCUUCAUGAGCUUCUGCUUCUCUCUCCUUCGCCUCUUAGGAAAUCGUCGAAGGCCCGCAUCACCGACCGGCUAGAAAUGGCUGAGGAGGCCGUCGCGGAUCCUGUGGGAUCGCGGAGACGGUGCAGGAGCAGGACAGCUCAAUUGGGGUUGCUGGGUUGCGCCUCGCCGAGGAACACGCGGAGGUCACGAAGGCGGUCGGAGCUGGAGGCUAGUAGAGAAGAGAAGGAUUUGAGUUUGGCCGAAGAGUUUGGAAAGCCGAGAAAAAGGCGGCACAGCGUGAGGGUCAAGAAGGAGAAGCUGAGUUUGGUUCCUUCUUCCGUGCCCUCUUCAAGUUCAUCUCCAAAAAGCGAUGAGGAAGAUCAUGGCGGUUUGGACAGAAUUGGACAGUUGAUAAGUGAUCUGGUCAUGUGGAGAGAUGUGGCAAAAUCAAGCCUUUGGUUUGGUUUUGGGUUUCUCUUUUUCAUGUCUUCUUGCUUUACUCAAGGAGUUAGCUUCAGCAUUUUCUCUGUAGCUUCCAAGCUAGGAAUGUUAUUCUUAGGCUUGUCUUUCUUCUCAAAUUCACUAUAUCAAAGGGAAUAUAGUGAAAAGAACAGAGAAAUCAGGCUCAAAGAAGACGACAUUCUACGUGUUGCAAAAGUCAUACUUCCUUUUACAAAUCUUGCAAUGUCAAAGACAAGACAGAUUUUCUCAGGAGAGCCAUCCAUGACCCUCAAAGUAGCCCCAUUCCUCCUCUUAGGAGCUGAAUAUGGUCACCUCAUAACAAUGUGGAGACUUUUUGCAAUUGGGUUUUUUAUUGCUUUCACGGUUCCUAAACUCUACUCAUGCUACUCCAUUCAAAUAAGCCAAAAAGUUGAGUUCUUGAAAUGGCGCGUAUUGGAUGCAUGGGGAACCUGCUCACACAAAAAGAUUGUGGCAGCAUCAGCAAUCACAGCCUUUUGGAAUCUAUCUACCAUAAAGACACGAAUUUUCACAGCAUUUAUCGCUUUGGUAUUACUUCGAUACUGCCGGCAGCAUAUGGUUGAGGAAAUAGAAGAUAAGGAAGUAGAAGGAGAUGAGAAUCAGCAGCAGGCUUUGGUGUUGGCUGAUGUGGGUAGCCAACAGAAGUAGAAGAUUGUAUUUCUGUAUAAUUCUAUAAUCAGCUAACACUCUGAGAUGGAAA
Molecule: messenger RNA, 1507 nt
Organism: Morus notabilis
Lineage: Eukaryota; Viridiplantae; Streptophyta; Magnoliopsida; Rosales; Moraceae
Product: reticulon-like protein B17
Exons: 8
Coding region: 172-1455 (427 amino acids)
Source: RefSeq, a predicted model, not a curated record